Messenger RNA from Ostreobium quekettii, 3717 nucleotides. NCBI's taxonomy places the organism in Eukaryota, Viridiplantae, Chlorophyta, Ulvophyceae, Bryopsidales, Ostreobiaceae. The record is from the annotation of a GenBank genome assembly.
AUGGCGUGGGAGCCCACGGGGGCGAUCAUCGAGCGCCGGAAUUCUGGGUCAAACGGCGGGGGGGUGGGGCGGGGAGAAGGCGUGCUGGAGGACGGGUCAGUUACGGAUGCCGCCGGGUUGACCGUACGGUCGUCGGAGGGCGAAGCCGCGGAGAGAGGUCGUGAAGGGACUGGAGAAGGGGGGCGGAUUGGCUGCGAGACUGGGGGGAGACUGGAGGGCCGCAAGCAGGCCAGGCAGGGGACGAUGGGCGGGAAGGAGGAGGAGGGGUGUGCGGGGCCGUCGGAUCGGCGGUGCGCGGCCGGCGGAGCUGGACCGGCCGGCGCCGGCGGUGGCGCUGGCGGGGAGACGACGAGUGGGGGCAAAGGAUCUGCCAAGAGAGAGCCGAAGGGCGGUCAGGAUUUGAAGGCGAGCACGCUUGUCAGCACUGCGAAGUUGCACCUAGAUCGGGACAGGCGGCCUGGCGAGGGUCUGCAAGGAUCUACCCUGGGUAGUGACCGUGCCAAGGUGGGCCACCCUGAGGCUCAGGAAUCUGAGGUUAAGCUACGGCAGAAGUGCGCCACAGGGACAACUGUGACCAGCAGCCUCGCACAGCAUCCGUCUGAUGGCAAUGGAAACCAAAUGGAGAGCGUAGUGGAGGUCAAGAGUAUUCACAUCACGAGGAUUCGUUUGGUAAGCGAUGACACCGAGUGUGACUGCAGCAAUACACAGCCAAAGGAGGGAUGUGGCUCAACCAAAGCCAGCUGCAAGGGGGAUGGGCCCUCAACUUCUGCCCAGCCACCCCCUCUGCCGGACACUGAAAGAAGAUCCAAAGCCGGGAGGUGUGGCAUCAAGCACCAUCCUGGGGUUCAGCUGAGCGUGCAUGAAAAAGGGGAUCAUCACAUCACGAUUGCACGGCCCAGUCUUACGGAAAAGUUGGUGAAAGUGUUUCAGCAGCAGUCAUCGUCUGUUGUGGUGGAUGGAAGUAAAGGGCCAACAAAGGAUGCGCAUAUGCAAGGCGCACACAUGGAACACAGGGUGCAAACAGUUCCUGGAACAAAGAAGGCCAAACCGAAGUUUUCAACCACGAACAAACCCAACGGGGUGUGCAAGGUGCCACCUUCAGGCUCCAAGCAGCGGACUUCGCAACAGAAGGUACACACAUCCAAGCAUUUGGCGAUUUCAAGCAAGACCUCGCAGUCAGUAACAAGCAACCUGGGCAUUAAGAAGCAGACAGUGUUCAAGGCCAAACCUGCAGUGCGCAAUACCAAGGAGCGGCAUUUCCCAAGGCAUGAAAGCUCAGGCACUGUUGGGAAGAAUAAAUACAAGGUGCCUGGCAGUGAAGCGAGCAGUUGCCAUCAAGCAGCAUCUGCUGCCAAGAUGCACCAGGCGUCCACACCCAAGGUGUGGCGUCCACAGCCAUCUGGGAGCCAUCAGUUAAGUUCGAGAACACCUAGUUCAUUGGUACCGUCCAUGUCAAGAGCCACCGAGAGUGACGUUACUGAACCCAAGCCCAGGACGGCUGAUGCUCAAGAACAGUGCCUCAGAAGCCGAUUGAAGCAAGCAAAGCAGAAUGCAGUUGCAAGGAGCGCCGAUGCCCUGGCAAGGAAGACAGACAUUGGGAAGGUGAGGUCGAAGGAGGGCACAAGUAAUGCUUCUGGUCGCAGCAGCUCCAACAGAUUGAAGGUCACUCUGAAGAGGCCGGGGGCCCCAAGUGUUAAGAGCAGCGCCCCAAGGACAGUGGAUGGCAGACCCCCGUCAGAUCUGGCAAGACAGAAGAUUACUGGCCAUCCGCAGUCGCCAGGGAAACCCAGGAAAGGGAAGCGUUAUCUCUUCAAGUCGAUUGCUAAGCCCAACAACAAGUCAUGCUAUGGCACUGCCACGCUGAUGGCCAAGAGACGAACAUCGAAGGGGGGCCUCCCACUGUCGCUGAUAGACUGCUUUCCGGAGAAGAACAUAAAGGCCCACAUUGCAGCUGUGAGGGCAAGUUCCUGGGACACGUUGACGCCCCCCACUGGAGGGCAGGAGGAGUGCUGCGUUUGCGGGCAACAGCAGCUCAGCUUCAAGCUGUUCCCAAGGGCAGAGGAGCCAUGGGUUCAGUGCGACCGGUGCAGCGCCUGGGUGCAUCAGGUGUGCGGGCUGUUCAAUCCCCAAGCGAAUGCACAGGACUGUUCGUACUUGUGCCCAAACUGCAGGAUCGCAGACUGGAGCGCCGGGGUCGCCACGCCGCACAAGGGGCCAUCGUUGUCUGCAGCAAGGCUGCCAACUACCCCCUUGAGCGAUGAGAUCGAGCUGCGAGUGAAGUCGCUGCUGGCCAGGGAGCACGCCAUGAGGACGAGGCAGGGCAAUGCACUGGGAGCAGCUGAGGUGCCCAAGGCUCAAGACAUCACUGUGCGGGUCGUGUACAGCAGCCCACGCACCUGCAACACAGGACCGAACUACCAGAGGGCUUUUGGGGGAUCGGGAGUGCAGGCGCAGCUAAUGUACCGGCAGAGAGCGAUUAUGGUGUUUCAGAAGCUGGACGGGGUGGAUGUUCUGCUGUUUGCAAUGUUUGGUCAGGAGUAUGACCAGAAUGCACCUUCGCAGAGCAGGGGCUGGGUCUACCUUGCGUAUGUUGACUCAGUCAAGUACUUCCGGCCAAACACAAAGGCAGCCAUUGGGAACGGAGGUGAGGCGCUGCGGACACUGGUGUACCAUGAAGUGUUGCUGACCUACAUCAAGUACGUGAGAGCGCAGGGCUACCACUCCAUGUACGUUUGGGCAUGCCCGCCCGAAGGGGAGCACAACGACUACAUCAUCAACUGUCGUCCAAGGAGUCAGAAGCUGCCCAGCCAGUCCCAGCUAAGGGAAUGGUACCUGGACCUGGCUCGCAAGGCACAGGACAAUGGAACAGUGACGGAGGUGAUGUCCCUCAGGAAGCUUAUUUCCAUUGCACAGCCGGGCAAGGCUGUUAUGGAGAUCCCGUACUUCGAUGGGGACUAUCUCGCUGAUGAGAUGGAGGUCAUCCUCGCAAAGCUGCUGGCAGGCUCUGGCCAGAAGCACCUGGGUGUCGAUCGCCUGGACCGACAGCUGGUGCAAGUGCUCAAGAACAAGAAGUAUGCCAACGACUGGUCCAACUUCCUGAUCUUCCGUCUGCAGCCAAGGCCUGCUCUCAACGGGAGGGGCCAGCAGACAGGGGCCCCAGCACUCCACCUACCAAGAACCGAUGUGAGGGCCCAGCAGCCAGGGACUGCAUCGCUCGCCAAGAACGCUGCCAAGUCCAGCCCCCACCCAAAGCUGGACUCGCACGAGAUGUCCACAAAGGAGGCACAAGGCGACGGGCCCAAACGAGAGCUCAUCAAGGAGGUGGACAUCCCCUGCAAGAUCCUGGGCACGAAGGACCUCUUCUUGGAGGUGUGCCGGGCGAACCACUACGAAUUUGACAUGCUCAGGAAGGCCAAGCAUUCAACAAUGAUGAUCAUAUUCCACAUGCUGUGCCCAGGCGGCCGGCUGCUGCCACCCGUGUGCCAAGCCUGCCAGGUGGAGCAGCUGGACGAGGCAGGCUGGAAGUGCGGACAGUGCCUCGAGUUCAGGCUGUGCCAGUCAUGCUACUCCAGGGGGCUUCGGCAUGAGCACCCUCUGAGACACUGCGAGCUGCCGGAGCGGCCCAAACGCGUUCGGCAGGAGUCCAAGAGAAGGGCAACCGACAGGGCAGGGCAGCUUCAGCAGAGGUCCAAGAGGCGUAAAAUUGAAGCGAGAUAG